Lineus longissimus is the source of this 5680-nucleotide messenger RNA. RefSeq names its product BCAS3 microtubule associated cell migration factor-like. Gene Ontology annotation, molecular function: protein binding. The coding region runs from base 113 to 2800 and encodes 895 amino acids. Gene Ontology annotation, cellular component: cytoplasm. The record is from RefSeq and is a predicted model, not a curated record. Gene Ontology annotation, biological process: response to starvation; autophagy. NCBI's taxonomy places the organism in Eukaryota, Metazoa, Nemertea, Pilidiophora, Heteronemertea, Lineidae. The transcript is spliced from 20 exons.
GAGACAUCUUUUUUGCGCGUUCAACUUUUGUCGAUAAUUACACGGUUUUCACCCUAUCAGACAUUAUUAAAAUAAUAAAUUUAGUGAUUUGUCAAAUCCUCAGAUAAAGAGGAUGUCGGCAGAAUCACCUAGAAGAAGCUCACGAAGCGGAGGGGCCGUCGUACGCCCACAUCAAGUUUGUGACAAGUCCGUGUUGGAAAGUGUUGUUGGAUUUUUCCAAGAUGUGGUUCCACAGGCGUAUUCUGGAACACAAAAGGUUGAUGACAGAGAAAAGGUGCAAUGGGUGAAGUUCCAGCAUUUAGAAGGGUCAGAUACCCUUUCUGGUAGUGGUGUUGAAGGAUCUAAUGCCCUGAACCUGCUACUGAUCAUUGGCUAUACUAAUGGGGUACAGAUAUGGACUUUACCUGAAAGUGGUGAAGCCCAAGAAGUGUUGUCUCUCAGGCAGGGACCAGUCAAGGUGUUGAGGGUAUUACCAACACCCCAGCCAGUAUUUGAUGACACCCAAGAUACAUUCUCCAACAAGAGGCCGUUGGUAGCUCUAUCUGAUGCAUCUAGUGCUGGACAACCUUAUUGCUCUGUGAAGUUUGUCUCCAUGAAAACUGGGGAUGAAGUUCAUAACAUCACCUUCAUGAACAAACAUGUGACAAACAUUGAAUGCAACAGUAGGAUCAUUUUGGUUUGCUUCAUGGAGAAGAUAGCGGCAUUUGAUGCUUGUCAGUUCAAACAGCGAUUCUUUAUCACGACAUGUUAUCCUUCUCCAGGGUAUAACCCUAACCCAGUGGCACUGGGAAAUCGAUGGCUUGCCUAUGCUGACAAAAAGUUGGUAUCAUGUCAUCAGUCAUCUGGAGGCAUGACAGGGGAUGGAGCCCAGUCUUAUGCUGCAACAGUCAUCAGCGCAGCAAAGACAAUAACAAAAGGCCUGACGAUGUUUGGUGAGACAGUCGUCAGCAGCAUGACAGGCAAACCUCAACAAGUCAAGAAGGAUGGUCCAACUCAGACUGAUAACGAUUAUACCCCAGGGAUCGUAACUAUUUUAGAUAUUGUCAAUGUAGGUGAUGGCCAGGUCAAUGUGUCCUCAGACUGGGAGGGUGAGGGACUCAUUGCCCAUUUCACUGCCCAUGCUACAGAGCCAAUCGCAGCCAUGGCAUUUGACAACUCGGGUACAAUGUUACUGACAGCAUGUCGACUUGGACAUAACUUCCACGUGUUCAAGAUUAUGGCGCAUCCAUGGAAUUCAACACAUGGAGCUGUGCAUCACAUCUACACCCUUCAUAGAGGAGACACAACCGCCAAGGUACAAGACAUUUCAUUCCAUCAUGACAGCAGAUGGGUAGCUGUCAGUUCAGUACGAGGGACAACUCAUAUCUUCCCCAUUACACCCUAUGGAGGACCUGUAACUGUUCGGACACACACAUCAAAUCAUGUUGUUAACAGAGCCAGUCGAUUCCACAAAAGUGCUGGUUUGGAUGAUAUGGAGUCUCGACCCAAGGGAAGGAGCAGUCCUGUGGGCUUAUCUAGCAGCCCAGGAUCAUCAGCUCAUUUUCUUGAUCACCAUGCUGCAGUGAUGCAUCAUCAAAAUACAUUGAACAAUAUGGGUAACCCACGGAUGCCCCCUUAUCCGCAUCCAACAACAGUUUACCCUCUUGUGCAGAUUCGGCAACCCUUAUCAAUUGGAUCUCUAGCGAAUGUAACAGGGACGACAACGAAGACGAAAUCAAGCGGACAGACUUCUAAUGGUGCAGAUAAUGUUUGUGUAGCUGCUGUGUUUAGUGCUAGUAGGUUCUGGGCAGCUGGCAGCCCAAAUGUGACUCGUGAAAAGGACAGGAAAGUGGCCAUGGAUUCGUUAUUUGUGAUGAGCAGUUCUGGUAACUUGGUAGAAUAUGUACUCGAUCCCCAUGCUAAGAUGUCAGCAGAUAAGGACAAGAUAAGCGAGGAUUCACCCAUUGAAGUAGCGGCAACACCCAAGGGACAGUGGACACUUAUCAGGUCUGUGACUGCUGUGGAGUUCAAACCUCCUCUGACAAACAACAAUCCUCUCAUCAUGGCUUAUGAGGGUGUGGCACAAGACCCAUUAGGGUAUGACCAAGUGACGAGAUAUGGAUCCCACGAUAGUCUUUCAUCUGAUCAUAGUUCAAAAUCAGAUCAGGAUGAACAAUGGCUUUCACAGGUAGAAAUAGUCACUCAUAUCGGCCCUCACAGGCGAUUAUGGAUGGGACCACAGUUUUCCUUCAAAACAUUUCAAACACCCCAGAAUACCACAAUCCUCUCAUCGAAUUCCUCCGCACUACUUUCUCAAAGUCCCGAGCAACACCAGGUCUCCACAAUGGAUAUUGUGUCUGAGGAUGUAGAUCUGCUUAGUCUAGGGAUUCAUCAGUCUCGUUCUAGUCCAGUGGCAAUGCCAGGGAAAAAUGUGCACCGAGCUUCAGUCAGCAGUGACACGUCAAGCCCAACGCCAAGCAUAGGAGGACAUACAAGGCAUCCACUUUACAUUGAAGCUGGAAGCUUCGAGCAUUCUCCACAGUUGGUUGAAGUAUAUGGCAGCCACGGAAGCUGGCCGGAGAGUUUGCCCACUGCCAGUGGGGCUGUCACCGAUGAUCAAAUAACAGAAACCCUUGCCGACGCCAUGAUUGAAACCCCAACCAGGGAUGGAGGAGUUGCAAAUCAAGAUGAUAGCAGUGAUAAUGCUGAUGCGAUGAAGUCCCAUGUUCGUUCGUUCGAUGCUCGGUCGUCACCACCUCAUUCCAUAGAACAUGUGUUAGUGUUUCCAACAGCUUCGGGAUCACCUGAUCAUUUACAAUAAGUCCGAAAGAUGAUGACUUGCUGUCUCAUAGAGGAAAUGGAAUAUUCUAAUUGGGAAUUGCACAGAUGAACAUUUUCUACGACAAGUUUCUAAUUUUUUUGACCGUUUCUUGUGUCUUUUAUUGCAGUAUUAAUAGCACUGACUAGUGUUGGCCUUUUAAAUGCACUACAUUACAGGGCAGUAUGUAUCUAUUGUGUGGCAUAGUGUUGGAUUACAUCUAUACCCCAAUAAAAUUUGGCAGAUUGGUCUGCUGGGGAUGUUUUCCUGGUCCUGAUAUGUGGUGCAUAUCUAUCUUCUCUUGCAUGUCCUGCUAAAAUCUCUAUCAGCCUUGGGUUUACAUUGUAGUAACCAUGUAUCAUCAGACUUUAGCACAACACAAAGUCAGUGGGUGUUCUUUCGGAGCAAUGGAACUUUUUAUUGUAAAAUGAUUUUAUUGUAAAGUAAAUUACUAUUUAGUUUAGAAAUUUUGAUACAUCUCGAUGUAGAAGUACUGGUAAUCAAGAAAGAAGCAUUUGAAGCAUACACGCAUUCACUCAUAUUAUUGGUGUCUGUGAUCACAUCAAACUUUUUUGCUUUUUAGAAUCCAUGUCUUCAGUAUACACACUCAAAAUAAAGGUUUUUGAGCUUUUGAAAACUUUAUUGGUUUUCGGCCAACACAAGUAUGCACACCGUAGAGUUUUCAGAGGUUUUCAGGCUCUCAUUAACCGAAAAAGCUCCACAGGUGCAUAUUUGCACCACAUAAAGGUUUUUCAAAAGCUCCAAAAACCUUUAUUUGUACACAUGUACCUUUUGAGGCAAUUUCAAAUUCACAGAAUUUGUAAAUAGACUGUCAGUUUGGACGUUAUUCUUUGUUGUUGAGUCAGAGUAUCUUUUCUAUGCAUUGGUUGUUCAUCGAUAUUUUUUUCUGAUAUUGCCACAGAUCAUUUUUACUGUACAGCGUAUCUUUUCUGUCUACUCUGUAAAAUGAGCUGCUCGGCUUGGAUAGUAUCUUGGUGGCGUCAAAAAGCAGUUCCAGUUGCUAGCACAACAAGAAGCACUUUGAGCUUCAUAGGGUAGGUGGGGACCAUCGGUUAUGUCCUGUCGGUUUUCUGAGUCAAAAGGCUGAGGUACAUGACGUAACCGACAGUCACCACCUGAUUAAGGGUGUCUUUAUUGUCGUAGUAUAUGCUUUAUUCAAUCCUCAGUGUCAUUCUAUGCAUAACUUGUGUAUAUUGUGAUGUGUGCAUUUUUGAUUUUCAGUUGCAUUUUGUAAGUAGGCCUCACCCUAUUAUUUGGCUUGAUUAUUUGAAAAAUGCAACCUUUCUGUGAUAGUUCUGUGAGAUCUUGGGACCUUUAUGUCUGAAACUCAAGCGAGAUUUCAUUGUGGCUUGGGGAAGUCCAUGUCGGAGUUGUUGUGGCUGGAGAAAAAGCUUUAACAUAAUUGGUGAUAUGAAAGAAGACAAAUAAAUACAAUGUUUUUGAUGUAUGAAACAAGAAAACUCUCCACAAGUUAUACAGCAAUGUUUUUGAUUUACGGAACAAGAAAAGUCUCCACAAGUUUAUGCAACAAUGUUUUUGACGUAUAAAAAUGUGACAAAUAUUGAUCACUCUUUUGACCGUUAGGUUAUUGCUUGUACCUGUUUUAUUAGUUCUGCCAACAAUUUGGCGAACCUGGUUGUUUAUGGAGGGUUAUCUUGAAUAGAUUGAGAAGGUAAUGAUGGUUUUUUGCUCCUGAGGUUGAGGGAAAUAAUUGAAUGCACAAGACAAUGUUGAUACUCUUCAGAGGGGAAGAGAUGAAUUAAUCUAGGUGGCAAACAAAGCAGAAGGAAUGUUGAAUUGGUCACCAAUCCUAGGAAUAUUGAUAAUAUGAUGAUGUCCGUCACAAUUACUGUUUUUUGAGGGGGAUUAUAGGCAGGAGCUUGGGGGUCAAAUUGGUAGUCUUCAGGUGCUUAGUAUAUGUAGUUGAAUAGGGGCCUGUGUUGUGUUUGAUGCUAAUAAUAUUCCUCAUACAAGCGUGAAGUUUUGAUGUACCAUGAGACAUGGGAGAACCCUAUUGGUGACUUUAGUGAAGCUUUAAUAAUCUGACCUACCUGGCUGCUGCCUAAGUCCCCCUUUGAAGUACUUUAUUGCACCUUGUUUUAAAUGUGUAAAUGGUGUAUGGUAGAGUUUAUACCUGGCAGCAUUUGAUGUCCUCUAAAUGUGCUACAUUGGAUGUAUUGAUACAACUCUGAAAACCUUGUCCUGUCCUAGUAACUACCUGUUGUAGAAAACUUGUUUUGGUAGAUAUACCAGCAUAGAUGAUCACUGGGUAAAUGCUAAUCGAGUUACAUAACACAGCAAAAGUCCUUAAGGACUUGGAAGUAAUGCAUCCUUUGCCAGUGAGUCAAAGUCAUGACACUCACAUUCAGCUCUUUUGCAUUUUGUAGCUUGUCCUGAUGAUAGUCAGAGUAAGCAUUUUGGCUUUGCAGUGUAGGGCAGUUUUAAUUGCCUGUUUUUCUACCUCUAGAUGUAGAUGUCAGAUCUAAGGGCCAUCCAUGAAGGAUGUAAUAUCAAAAAUAGGGAAUGGUUGAAUAUUGCAGGUGGUCGAUUUGGCUGUUAUUAUAUGCCCCAAAAAGAUGACCCAGAAAGUACAUUGUAGAUGUCCCUAUAAUGGACACUCAAUACAGUGUACUGUUUCUUGGAAUUUUAUUCUGAGGCACCCUGUAGUUUGUGAAUGUCCUUCGUGGAUGGCAUUGGCCCAUAAUAACAGUUCUUUAUGUACAAAGAUCUUGAAAUUUGUAUCUGUGAUGGAGAUUUGCUAUCAAUGUUAAUUUGACUGUUUCUAUAUGCCGCAAUGUGGUUGUACAUAACCAUUUAUUAUAUUGUUGACAAUGAAUAAAAUCUGCAAUGAGCAAGGAUAUA